AAAGGUACACAUUCUCCUCUCUAAUUGGAAUCCGCUGGUUUAGCUCUAAUUUUCAACCAUGGAGAUGCCACUUGCUCGCUUUCAGAACAUUUCAUUGGAUCAGCUACGAAGUAUCUCAUCCUCAGAUCAUAAGGUUUUUCGGGAAAAUUCUUUGUUUUCUGGUAACUGUUUUGGAAUCGGUAGGAGAAAAUGGAGGAACCCAUCUGAUCAAAUCAAGUGUCUUUCACUGGAGCAGGGGUUGCAACCGCGGCCCAAGCCAGAUCUUUCGAGAGUUCACACAGAUGUAAAAGAAGUUCGACUGGAUGAAACUCAAGUAAAGAAAUCCGGUUUGAGAAUUUGUAGCAAGAUAGAAAAGCUAGUUUUGUGCAAUAGGUUCAGAGAGGCAUUUGAUUUGUUUGAAAUUUUGGAGUUGGAAGGCAGUUUUUUGGUGGGUACUAGCACUUAUGAUUUGUUAAUCCAGGCCUGUAUAGGGUUGAGGUCUGUUAGAGGAGUGAAGAGGGUGUUUAAUUACAUGACAAGAAAUGGGUUUGAACCAGAUCAGUAUAUGAGGAACAGGGUACUGCUUAUGCAUGUCAAAUGUGGGAUGAUGAUUGACGCGCGUAAUCUGUUCGACGAAAUGCCAGAGAGGAAUAUGAUUACGUGGAACACGAUUAUUUCAGGAUUGGUUGAUGCAGGGGACUACUUGGAGGCAUUUAGGUUCUUUAUAAAUAUGUGGGAGGAGAUUUCUGAUGCUGAUACAAGAACUUUGGCCACAAUGAUCAGGUCGGCUGCUGGAUUGGAACAGAUUUCUGUUGGCAGGCAGCUGCAUUCUUGUGCUUUGAAGAUGGGUAUUGGUAAAGAUACCUUCAUCUCUUGUGCAUUGAUUGACAUGUACAGUAAGUGCGGGAACAUUGAAGGUGCUCAAUUUGUUUUUGUUGAAAUGCCAGAGAAGACAACAGUGGGAUGGAAUAGUAUCAUAGCAGGUUAUGCACUUCAUGGUUAUAGUGAAGAAGCUCUGAAUAUGUAUUAUGAGAUGCGAGAUUCUGGUGUUAAAAUGGAUCAUUUCACAUUCUCAAUAAUUAUAAGAAUCUGCACAAGGCUAGCUUCAUUGGAACAUGCUAAGCAAGCACAUGCAGGUCUAAUCCGUCAUGGUUUUGGAUUGGAUAUAGUAGCUGAUACAGCUCUUGUUGACUUCUAUAGUAAAUGGGGAAGAGUAGAGGAUGCUCAGAGUGUAUUUGACUACAUGCCUUGCAAGAAUCUCAUAUCUUGGAAUGCCUUAAUAGCUGGAUAUGGUAAUCAUGGUCAUGGGGAAGAAGCCUUGGAGAAAUUUGAGCAAAUUCUGGAAGAAGGAAUGAAACCCAACCAUGUUACUUUCCUUGCUGUAUUACAUGCUUGUAGCUAUUCAGGAUUAUCAGAACGUGGUUGGGAAAUUUUUCAAUCGAUGAGCAGGGAUCACAAGAUCAGACCCCGACCAAUGCAUUUUGCAUGUAUGAUUGAAUUAUUAGGAAAAGAGGGCCUUUUAGAUGAAGCCUUUGCAUUAAUAAGAGGCGCUCCCUUCAAGCCUACAGCAAACAUGUGGGCUGCCUUGCUAACAGCUUCUCGUGUUCAUGGAAAUCUAGAACUGGGGAAAUUUGCAGCUGAGAAAUUAUAUGGGAUGGAACCUGAAAAGCUCAUUAAUUAUGUUGUGCUUUUGAAUAUCUACAUCCGUUCUGGCAAGUCAAAGGAAGCAGCUGCAGUUGUGCAGACCUUGAGAAGAAAGGGUUUGAUAAUGCGUCCAGCAUGUAGUUGGAUAGAAGUUAAAAAACAACAGCAUGUUUUCCUUUCUGGAGAUAAAUGCCAUGUCCAAACAAAGGAAAUUUACCAGAAAGUUGAUAGCUUAAUACAUGAAAUUUCAAAGCUGGGUUACGUUCCAGAAGAGAAAACUUUGCUUCCGGAUGUUGAUGAGCAGGAACAACGUGUAUUGUUGUACCACAGUGAGAAGCUGGCUAUAGCAUUUGGGUUAAUCAAUACUCCAGAGUGGACACCUUUGCAAAUUGUGCAGGGCCAUCGGAUUUGUAAUGAUUGUCAUAACGCUAUUAAGUUUAUAUCUCAGGUUACUCAACGGGAAAUCGUCAUGAGGGAUGCUAGCAGAUUCCACCGUUUCAAAAAUGGGAGUUGUUCUUGUGGUGAUUACUGGUGAUGGCAAUCCAAUUUUGUUGAAGAAUUUAACAUUGUCAUUUUAUAUCUUUUUCUGUCCCCCUUAUUACACAGAAAUACAAUCAGUUAUCUACU
Rubroshorea leprosula is the source of this 2250-nucleotide messenger RNA. Lineage: Eukaryota; Viridiplantae; Streptophyta; Magnoliopsida; Malvales; Dipterocarpaceae. The record is from the annotation of a GenBank genome assembly.